AUUUCGCGGAGAUUUUGAAUGGCAGUGCUUGUGGGAGGAAGUGUGUGAUGUUCUAGCUUUGGGGGAUUCUGCAAAUAGUGUGAAUUUCGCAAGAUGUUCCGCAUCGAAUCCUACAUAACCCCCAUCAUCCUCAGUCACAUCGAGAAGUACGUGAGGAAUAUCCGGCCACAGGAUGCCCAGCUCUCCCUGUGGAACGGCGAGUGGGCGUUCCAAAAUCUCGACUUGCGCCUCGAUGUGCUGGAAGAGGAGCUCAAUUUGCCCUUCAUCUUCCUCUCCGGGCACAUUCAUGAGCUCAUCAUCCGCGUGCCGUGGACUAAGAUCGCCUCUGAACCAGUCACGAUCACCAUCAACACGAUAGAGUUCGUGGUGAAGCUCAAGGAUCCGGACGCGGGCAGUGCGACGCCGGCCAGGGAGAAGGUGAAGAAGAAACCGGUGAAGGAUGAGGAAGUGCAGGCUCCGCCCGGAUACGUGGCCAGUCUGGUGAAUAAGAUCGCCAACAACAUCUCAGUGCAGUGCCACAAUAUCAUCUUCAAGUACCUGGAGGAGGAUAUUGUGGUCUCCAUGAACAUCCAGCUGCUCUCCGUCGACUCCGCGGAUUCGGAGUGGAAUCCUACGUUCAUUGACAUCUCGCCGACAAAGGUGCUUCUGCGAAAGAUUGUGAGGAUUAGCGAUCUGACAAUUUGCCUGGACAAGAGGAACGAAACUGGCAUAAUUGAUGUGUGCCAGGAGCCAAUUCUGUACAAGUGCUCAAUGGAGAUGCGCUUCCUGCGACGUUACAACAUCUCCACACUACAUAAAUCUUCGGUUGUGCGCGUAGAUGUGCACACGGACUGCAUAGACCUGAACAUUUCCUCGCUGCAGUUCCCGAUGGUGAUGCGGCUCCUGAAUUUGAUGCUGGUGCUGAAGCAGGGGAAAUUGAGAGCCAAAUUAGGUGGCAGUGCGAGUGCAGAAUCCAACCAGGAUGCAGAUCAAUCGGAUGAGAACGGAGAAUCGAUUUUCUCGUGGGCAUGGAAUCUGUUGCCGUCGAUAUUCCCAGACGAGGAACUCUCGGAAGGUGGUGAGGAGAAUCAUGGGCAUGUUUUCCACUGUGGAACUUACGUGAACAAGCUGAAGGUAACUUUUAAGAAUCAAGAGAUCAUCAAUGACUCGAUCGUUCACACCACGAAGAAGAUCAAGUACAAGCCAAUGCUCACCAUUGAGCUGACUGGAUGCUACAGCGAUACGAUUCUGGUGGGGAAUCGAUGGUUCUCGAUGACGGGUGGUUGUUCGGCAAUUGAAAUCUUCCCCAUUGGAGAUUGCGUGUGCGGACAGCGUCAACUGCUGACGGGAUUCAUAGCGACAGAACAGGGAAUGGGAACGAACUAUCUCGAGGGAUCUCUGAAGGAUCCCACAGCUGAUGAGAACCUUGACAUUUACAAGACCUACAACAUGCUGUGGGAUUACUACUACCUCAAGCACACCGAGAAGAGUCUCUUGGCCAAGACACCCGGCCUGGCCUUCGAUAUGGUGCACACGGUGGAGAUUCCGGAUGACAUUGCCAGGAGUUCUGACAUUGGAAGUGAUCUGGAGUUCAGUGAUUUGUCGGAAAAGUGUCUCUACAGAGCUUUUGUGGGGCCCUUGACUGUUCGCUACGGCACUGGCUUCUCCCAUUUGGUAGACACCUUCAAGAACUACGUGAAUCUCUACAAUUACACACCAUACGUGGAGGAGAAACCACCAUUGACUCUCGCUCAACUCUCUCCGGCAUCCACAGAUGACUAUGAUGCCCUCAUGUCAGAGAUUCCUUUUCGCGUGUUCGAGGUCACCGUGCAGAAGCCAAUACUGGAAUUUUACACGCGGGAUCACGAGAAAUUGCCUAAAAUUGGGAAAAAGAAGUAUUCCUUGCCUCAGAGACUGGAUUCCUUGCCGCUUGGAUUGGCAAUUGAGCCCAAUUUCACACUUCAUGCGGAGCGAAUUGAGGCCAAAACAGUGAGUCCAAUGUAUCCAAAUCGUCUGGUUCACACGACAUGCCAACUUCCUGAUCCUCCAGCGAAACUCUUUACAGCAUGCUAUACAAAGAUUGAAGCAGAGGCCAAGAGGAUUGAGAUUGUUUUGAGGAAGGGUGAAAGUAGAAAGAAGGUGAUAGAAAUACCAGAAGUUAUUUGUGCAUAUUCAGAUCUCUUGCUGCCCGAAUUGUGGGAGAAAGAUGAUAUAUUUCACACCAUAGCAGAGAUGUCCAUCAAGAAACUGAAGAUGGAAUUCAACAGACUGCAAGAGUUGUUCUUCCGAACAUCUAUUCGAGAUUUGCUGAUGACGGAGACUGGCCAAAUGGAUGCUUCUGAGGAAUUGUUUGACAGCAAUUUGCCUCAAAUCUCCCUGGAAUUGGAUGGGAUUACAGCUACGAUUAACAAGACACGAUGCACGAGUGUCUUCACAGGCAAUCUGUCCUCUGUGACAGCAAGUAUUUGCAUUCCGGGAAUCUCCCAUGAAAGUCCUGUGAUUGCACAGCAUGAGAAGGAGCACUUCGCUUCGAUGGUUUUGCAAAUAUCACACAAUCCGUCACGAGUGGUUCAUCAGCCAAUUCUAUCAUUCCAAAUAUCCGGAGUCGUUGUGAAUUUCGACCCUCUGCUGUUUGAGUUUUUCACCCACAAGUACAGCAACAAGCAUCAGGAUUUGUCCAGCUCAAGUAAAUUCGAUGCUCUUUUCCCACCAAUUUCUGAUACACCAAAAAAGACAAUAUCUGAGAAGAUUCUCAAGCGACCACCGCCAAAAGUGUUGGAAACUGUGCAUAGUAGUUCAGAGAAGAACACAACAAUUGUGUUCACAAAGCGAAAGGACAUUCCGAAGAAGCAAGUGAGUCUUGUUGAGAUUUACUCACUGUGGAAGAAUCUUGUAAUAGCCGGCGAGGUGAAGUCAUCCAAGAUUGUCUUCCCGCGCGUAAGCUUGAAGAAGGAGAAGGAUGAGGAGACAAUAAUGGAUAUUUUGCGGCGGAGAGAUAACUUUGAAAUUGUCAUUUUACAAUUUCCUCGACUUGCUGUGCAAUCAACAGGGAAUAAGAUUCCCUUCCCGCUUCUUAGAGAAAACUUCCCCAUUGCUUUGCAGUGGGACAGGGAAAAGGACACUUUUCCCUGGAGCUUGGUUCUGGCUGAGUUCUCGUGUAGUGUAAUGGAAAAUGGGGAAGAAUAUGUCUGCUUGGCUCCUGCCAGAACCAACAUAUCUCUGGCCAUCACGUACAAGACUCCAGAGUUGGACAAAGUGGAGAGUCCAUUUGCUGUUGUCUUUCACAUAGAUAUCGCUCCGCUCAUAUUUAGAAUAUCAGAGAGUCAAGUGAAGCUUCUCGUGAGUACUCUGAGGAAUUUCUUGUCGCUGCCCAUGAUUGCGAAUUUAAUGAAGAUGGAGGAGAAUCCGGGAAACAACUUGGAGAUUGCCCAGAGACCCAUAAGUCCGGAGACUGAUGUGGAUAUCAAGGAAUUCCUGGGCAUGAAGACCACAUCUACGCAUGAUAUGUCCAGCGAUACGACUGAAGUUCUGAGAGAUGAUCGCGCAAUAUCCAAGAUCUCAGUGUGGCUGCAAUGGACAUUGACGAGGCUGACGCUGAAGUUCUACAACACUGCGCCGGAUGGUGUGAAGCAGAAGUUUGAAUUGGAACUGGAGGACAUCAUUUCCAGUGUGGAUUUGCGUGAUAUCUACGUGAAGUUGAAGGCUAAAAUCGGUUCCUUCGUGGGAAGUUCCUUUCUAUUGGAUGAGUCAAAGACUUGGCGGAAGAAUCCUCUGAUGGGAAUCUGUGGUCGAGCAACUGAGAGUUCAGAUCCGAACGACACAUUUCUUGAUUUGACUGUGACGAAGGCUGAGACUGGAAGUGUUCACACGAAAUGGGGAACUUCCCGGAAGAAUCGCAACCUCAAUGAGAGUCUAACGGAAGUGAUGUUGAAUAUGCAGCAAAUCGACAUGAAGGUUGAUCUUGAUUCACUUCACAGUCUUGUGGAUGUUCUCAAGACGCUGCUGAGGAGUGAAAGUGGCACAAAUGACGCUGGCGUUCGCAGUGUUGAUAGCAUGCCUCUGAUCUACUUUCAGAGCAAGGGCUUUAGGAUUUUCGUGCCAAUUGAGAAUGACACAGAGAACUGCAAUGUGUACAUCUUGAAGGUGGGACAAGUGAGUGUGGCUCCAGCUGUGGAAAAUCCCCUGUCAAGGAUGCCAGUUCGACCGGAUAUCUACACCAAGGCUGCCCAGCUGAGGAUCCUCAAUAUUCCCGGGUCGAAAAUUGAAGAUCGUCAGUACGAACUCAUGCUGAAGAGUAUCACAAUUGGCACGGGAAAUUGGGGAGAAGUGAUUGGAUUGAUGGAGGGCACGUCAAAAGGAUCGAUUGUGUACAACGAGAAUCCCGCCUUUGUGUGGAAUAAUCAGGCUAACAAAGCCGCCGUGGACAUAAGUGCAAUAUUCAAGGACUUCAAUUGUUCCCUAGUCUUCGCGCCGUGCAUCGUAUUCAACAACAUUCUCGUGUGCGGUCAAGGAGUGGAGUUCAACUCCCUCACAGAUCUCAUUCUUCAUUUGAAUACGAAUCAAGUGAGAGUUGGUCUGAUUCUGCUGCAGAAGCUGAAGACACUUGGAGAGGCUUUUGCUAUGCCAUCAAAGCGUGAGGAGUGUUUGAGGAAGAAGGCUGCUGUGAAGAUAUCUUUGAAAUCAUCAAAGCUGAAAAGAGUUCAUGAAAAACCCGAGUCAGACAUCAAAGAUUCUGGCUUUGAGUCCAUCGAGGUGGACAAAAAGUCCACAACAGAGACGAUAAAGGAGAAGGCAAUCAGCAAAGCUGUUAUUCCCUACGAUUUGUCCUUCGUCGGUGGAGUUUUCACCAUCAAUCUGUACCACCAGCAAUCUCCUCUGACCACAGUGUCUGUGUUCCAGCCCAAUCUCUUCAUUACCCAGGGAGUUUACGAGAAGACCAUCCAAAUGAGUGUAUUUGAUAUGAAAUUGGCACUGUUUAGAGAGCAGGAGAAAGAUGAGUUCAGUGAAGUGAUUUUCCACACAAGCAAAGGUGAAUUGGACGCCAUGGGAAUUCCUCCGUCAAUCUUCAAAGUCAGACUGCAUCAGAACAUUUCCAAUGAGUGCAACCUCACCAUUCAAUUAGGACGUCACAUGAAAGUUUCCGUGUCUGACAAAUCCUUAAGGAAAAUCCUGGAAGUGCGAACAGUAAUGCAGGAUAUAAUGGACUGUGAUUUCUUUGCAAAAUCAAAUCCAGACCAAAGAAUAUCUACAAUGCGAAAGCCAGCCAAUGCUAUAAAAUUCAUCAAAUCUUCAUUUUUGGGAUGUGAUAGUCUCUUGCUAACGCUUUCCCAUCUGGAGUUAUCGGCCAAAGCGGAGAGUGAAGAAAUCAAGGCUGUCGCAAAGGAUUUUUCAGUCAAAGUGAAGCUUUUCGAGAGACCAUCACGAGUUCAACUGGAUGUUGUAUUGAAGGUCCUCACAAUCAUUACAGGAGAGCACACUUUUCUCCAUCCAAUGUCUUUCAUCUUCAACACCAGUCUCAUUCGUGAGGUGUGGCAGAAGACUCCAGUGUGCACUUGUCACUUCUCCACGAAGUAUGUUCAGUUGGACGUGGGACCAGAGAAUUUUCUCAUCUUGCAGAAGAUCAAGGAGUCUUUGUUGGAGUGUUCAAAGGGCUUUGGGAUUGUGGAUGGUGACAAUGAAGCAUCGUCGGAGAUUUCUCAACCAACAGAUGCAGAUUUGGAGAAUAUUACGCCAAUAAAACUGCCCAAAUUCUCUGGCAAGGACGACGGCAGGGUCUCAGAGGAGCACUACAGAGACGAUCUCAGAGCGGGCGCUUUUCAGUUCAUUGAAGUUCACCAGAGUGACGACAAUUUGCCGCUACCUUAUCAGAUUCAAAUCAUCAAUCGUGACGUGGGGAUUAUUUGCUGGCGCUAUCCUCAACCGAGGGCCCUCAAGAAAGUCGAUGUUUUUCCAGUUCCAUUUCCGACACUGUCACCUGUGGAGAUUCGUUGCACAAUGGAGUAUUAUUCUGAAGCUCAUGGACACUUUCUUCAUCACUGUGAGUUCACUUUGUCAGAGAGUGAGAUGAAGACACUGGAAAUGCCUAGGGCGAGGAUAACAGCGUCAAUCUGGCGAGUGGUGAUGUCCAGUCCAAUGGUGUCUGUGGAUGGAACGUUCUUCGAGGAGGAGAGCUCGUCGGCUGAGGAGGAGAGUCUCUUGACGAAUCGCGAGCCCUUCAUCUACAAUAUCAACGAUAUUCUGCAACGAGUGGAGACAGACAAGCCAGGAAAUGCCUCUGUAUUCAAUCUCCAUCCAAAGAUUCUCGUUGCAUGUCUGAGAAUUGAUUCUGUCUUCAAUCCAGCCUUGAUUGCCAAUUUGAGGGGGUGCAUUGACAUUGCUCAAAUUGAGAUCAACCUGAUGAAUCACAUCUCACGGCGACCUGUGAAAAUACCAUCUGUGAUAAAGGGCUUCAAUCCCACCGGAAGCAUCACGCCCUGUCACUCCGUUGGCUUGCUCAGGAUUCUCAAUGCCAAAGCACAUGUGAAUAUUUUCGACGAGUGGAAUUUGUCCCUGGGAGUGGAUCUGAUGGCUGAGCUGUGCAUUCUCGACUAUAGUUAUCUCAUAAGUUAUCCCGUGAUUGAGAAUGCUAGGAUUUCUGCAGCUAUUGAGAAAGACUGCGAUGCAGUGGCAAUUAAUGUGCUGUCAGAGCCUAUCAGGGUGAGAUUUGGCCCUUCGGUGGGACAUGCUUUGGCCACUACACACUCGCUCUGGACGCUGUCGCUUCAGAACAGCCAAGAGCCAAUGGAGAUGAUUCUCGUGACAAGAUUCUUGAUAUGCAACGCCACAAACAUUCCUCUGAUAUUUGGACAAACAGAAACUGACGAGAGAAUCUCGCUGCCAGCGAAAGUGUGUCACUUUUAUGUGUUUCGCAGCGAGAAGAAGGAGCAAAUGAUUACUUUCACAGUGGAUUGUUGGAUUGAUCCACCACUCCAGUCAGAAGCCUGUGAAAUCUCGCGAGAAGGCACGAAGUCUGUAAAGCUUUCCAACGGUGGCGUUCUAAUUGUGGUGAUCGAGAAGAUAUCCGCAACACAGCGCAAGAUCACACUUAAGGGACAAAUGGAGGUGUUCAACAUGAGCACAGAAGCUGUUGUUGUGCAGUUCAGGAGUCCUGAAAACUUGACUGACAUCCUUUUGCCGGGGAGAAAAUCUUCUAGUGCACUGAAUAUUUUUCCACACGGAGAAUUGCCACAUUCUUUGCGAAUGCGAUUGAAUCAGGAAGGCUGGUCGGGUGAAAUUCCCCUGAAGGAGACAGGAAAGAAUCUGCCGUGGCUGGUGAAAGUGCCCUACAAGUCCUCUUUUGUGAGUUUCUGGCUGAGGAUCAUUCGCGAAGAGCAGCAUCCACGUAUCAUAAUAGUGGUGUGGCCACUAUUUGUGCUGAAGUCUAAUCUGGGCAUUAGCAGUACGAUUUACGAAGCAAAAUGUGAUAAGAGCUUUUCCAUUCCUGGCAGAGGAGCUGUGUCAGAGCUCAGCUUCCCAGGAACACAUGAGGAUGAGCACAAUUUGCAGUUCAACGCGAAAUUUGUCUCAGCUCAUGGAGAGGAUAGAAGAGACGUGAUGUUGUCUUAUCGCGCCAUUGAGAAGAAUAUGAUCUUUCAGGGUGUGAAUCAGGGGGAUUUCGACAAGAUGAUUGAGAGCUUGGAGAAUUGCCUGGUGGAGCCAAAGUCAUCUUGGCCGUGCGCGCGCGAAGAGGAGCUUCUGUGGGAGAGAAAGGUGAAGAAUCAAGGUGCCACGAUUCCUAUCUAUAAGUUCUCCGCGAGUCAUCCGAAUUCCAACUGUCUGAUGCUGGAAGUUUCCUCCUGGUGUCUUUUUAUCAAUUCGACGGAAUUCGAGACAAAGCUGACCAGCUGGGAUGACAAGCAAUCCACAACGGCUCGCAGCAAUGAUGUGACAAUGCUUUUUGGCUCAAGUGAGCCAAUCAAGAUGAAUCUCUCGAUGGAAUCGUGCUCUAUCUCGCUGCCGCCAGUGUCCUUCAGUGCAUCUGAUAAGAAAGUGACUCAGAGUAUAAUUCUACCCGAUGCUGGAUCUCUGCCGAUGGAAGUGGGAUUCGAGUGUGGAAUAUGCAAAGUGCAAUUGACAUCCGUGCAGGAUAAUUCAUCACGUGUUGUGAUCCUCUCGAGUCACUUCAUCGUGUCCAAUUUCACAGGAUAUGAUCUCAGGAUAUGGGCAUUUGCAAUACAGAAUCAGGACAGAAAGACUCUAAUCAAGCCAAAUGACGCUGUCAACGUGGGAAAUUACACGAUCCCUCCGCAAUCUGGGCAGCAUUCGAAAGGAGUGGCGCUCACAGCAUUCUAUGAUCUGUCGCCAAAGAGGAAGAAACCGGCCAAGAGUUACAACUACUUCUUGGCCAUCAGGUGCUCAGAAGAUGGAGAAUUCUCCUGUCCCGUCCAUCUGAACGAAGCAAUAAACUGCAAAUCCGUCAGUCUUCCAAAGGAUAACAAUUACAUUCCGUUGAGGAUUUCUCUGAUUAAGCGACAAGAUCAGAGCUUCAUUACCAUCCAUGAGGAUCCGUAUCCCAGAAUGUGGAUUGAAAAUUUCACAGAAUACAGUGUUUAUGUGGCCCAGGCGGAUUCGGUGACGGUUGGCAAGACACCUGUUGCCGUCCGAGAGUGCUUCGAUCAGCACUUUUCCUGGUAUCAGAUUGUCCCUUUCAACACGAAGAUUCCCUACACUCCACCACUCGUCGAUCGCGCCUUUCCCGACGAUUCCCCAUCGGAUUUCGGUCUCAUCUUUGCCUUAGUCACUGCAGGUACAACAAUUCGAUGGUCAGUUCCCAUGUUGGUGAAUGAGAGGAAGCAUGUCUUCCUCACAAUUCCGCUGUGUGGAGAUCUCAAGGUCUCAGUGGACACUCGGUGGAAGUCUACGAGGAUCUUCAUUGACUACAUAAGUGCUAAUCUUGAAUUUUCGGCUCGGGAUAUUCGCUCGAGGCUCCUGAAUCCCACCAGAGCACCCGAAGUGCCUGACGUCAUGUCUCAAGACAAGGUGAUCUCCACGAGGAAGAGUCUCCAAGAGGAAGUGGCUGUGACGUCUCUAUCAUGCAAUGUCCUCGUGAAGGAGAUCAAUCUGGUGCUUUACUACGAUCAAGAGGAGGGGAAUGCCCUCAAGAAUGAACUUAUCUCAAUCAGUGUGGAUAAUCUGGUGGUGAGAUUUGAGAACAAGACACCGAGGAUGAAAAUAGGGAUUGGCAAUAUACAAGUGGACAAUCAGCUACAUUUUGCAGGAAAGUUUGACUUUCCGGUGGUUUUGUGUGCGGAAAAGCCUCAGAAUUCACUGAAAAAUGUCUCUUCACCGCUCACACUGCAAAGUAAUCUCGCUUCUGGUCAGAAUGAGUUUCUCUGCGAAGUGUCAGUGGAUUUCUACGAAAGGGAGUUUGUCAUGAGAGCCAUCCAUUGUCACAUGAAUCCUAUUAAGGCGUACAUUGAGGACACUUAUAUGAAUGCCCUGUUGGACUUCCUGGUGGAGUGUCUGCCCACGAAUAUCGUGUAUAAGACUCCAACGGAGAUUGUGAGAGAAACGUGUCCGAGAGGAAUUGUAAUUCUUCCCAACGAGAUCGUCAAUCAUGCUGUGCGUCUAGCCAAGCCUCUUCAGCUGGAAUCCCUGCGAAUCGACAUUGUCCACGUGCUCCUUUCCGUGCACACUUGCGUUCGAUUCUACAUUGCCUUGGAUCACAGUCCGCUGGUGUUUUCGGCGUUUGAGCGCAAGAACAUCAACACACAAAUGAUGCGACUGGGCUACUCACUGGGCAUGCACUAUCUCUCGGGAGCGAUCUUCGGAGCUGGCUGGGUUGUGGGAAGCCUAGAGAUUCUCGGCAGUCCCAGUGGCUUGGCUCGAUCUGUGUCCACGGGACUGCGAGACUUUGUGUCACUUCCCGUUGAGGGACUCUUCCGUGGCCCAUGGGAUUUCCUCGUGGGCGUCACACUCGGAUCGGCGUCCCUCGUGAAGAACAUCACGGCCGGCACGUUGAACUCUGUAACAAAACUCGCGACAUCCGUGGCGCGAAAUCUCGAUCGAUUGACACUGGAUGAGGAGCAUCUUCAGCGAACUGACGCUCUUCGACGGUAUCGACCGCAGGGUUUGACGCAGGGAUUUGCGCAGGGUCUCACGGACUUUGGGAUAUCACUGCUGGGCGCGAUUGGUGGCAUUGCAAGGCACACGCUCGAGGCGAAGUCCGCCACUGAGGUGUUCACGGGUGUGGGAAAGGGGCUGAUGGGGGUGAUCUUGAAGCCGAUCAGCGGAGCAGCUGAGCUCGUGGCGCUCACGGGUCAAGGAGUGCUUCACAGUGUUGGCUACAACGCCUUACCCAACUGUCGAUCGCCAGGAUGUCUCAUCAACAUGUCAGGCACGCCGACGAGCACGAAGAUCGCAUGGAAAGUGCUGCCGCCGACAUUCGCGAAUGACGCCACACUUUUCUCCGUCCACAUCACACUGAUCACGAGCGAUCACGGAUUGAGAGCCACUCUGCUCACGGUGAGCACGAAAAUUGUGACGCUACUGGACGUGGCGCAGGAUGAAUUGAUCCAAAUCAUCCCCAUGGAGAAGAUUCAGAUGGAGAUUGACGAGAAUGACGCCACAAUUGUGAUAUUAAAGAUAGUGGCGAAGGCUAGCAAGAAGGCGGAUGAUGAUGCAUCGAUGAAUCAAUAUCCUGUUCAUAGUCGCGUUCGUGAGUACAUUCAGCGAUCUCGCGAGCAACUGCCCGUGUAUUCAGACCAGGCGUCUAUUCACAGCGUGGAAGAGACUGACGAGGAUCGCGAGGCUAAUGCAGAAAGCCUCUCCUUCUACAUUCACUCGCACUUGGGACAGCACUUGGUCAGCUAUGUGAACUUCUUGCGGACCAUUCAAUCAUGA
Phlebotomus argentipes is the source of this 10860-nucleotide messenger RNA. RefSeq names its product intermembrane lipid transfer protein VPS13B (gene Vps13B). Bases 94 to 10860 code for a protein of 3588 amino acids. Lineage: Eukaryota; Metazoa; Arthropoda; Insecta; Diptera; Psychodidae. The transcript is spliced from 6 exons. The record is from RefSeq and is a predicted model, not a curated record.